Messenger RNA from Magnolia sinica, 537 nucleotides. RefSeq names its product UDP-glycosyltransferase 87A2-like. NCBI's taxonomy places the organism in Eukaryota, Viridiplantae, Streptophyta, Magnoliopsida, Magnoliales, Magnoliaceae. Bases 1 to 537 code for a protein of 178 amino acids. The transcript is spliced from 2 exons. The record is from RefSeq and is a predicted model, not a curated record.
AUGGAUCCCAUCGACGUGGCCACAAUCCCCAGCUGCCACGUGGUGGCCAUGCCCUCCCCAGGCCGUGGCCACAUCAACCCCAUGAUGAACGUCUGCAAGCUCCUAUCAUCCAAUCAAGACGUAAUCAUAACCUUUGUGGUCACUGAGGAGUGGCUCGGCUUCAUCGGCUCAGCCCCGAAGCCAUCCAACAUACGUCUCCGUUCCAUACCCAACGUCAUCCCAUCAGAGCUGGUCCGUGGGGCCGACAUGGUCAGCUUCUUUGAAGCCGUCUACACCAAGAUGGCCAAUCCAUUCGAUCAGCUUGAUCAACCGAUCAGCUGGAUCAUAACUAGUACUUACUUGACGUGGGCCGUUGAGAUCGGCAAUCGGAGGAAUAUUCCAGUGGCAUCGCUGUGGACGAUGUCGGCGGCCGUAUUUUCCAUCCUCUAUCACAAUGAUCUGAUCAUGUCCAACCUUCAUUUAACGGCUGGUGAUGACUUAUCAGGAUAUUCUGAUUUUGCUGAGAGGUUGAAUUCUCUUGAGGAACAGGUAGCUUAG